AUGGGGCUCAUUGUGGGGAGCAGCGUGGGGCCCGUGGUGGGGAGCACUGUGGGGCCCAUGGUGGGGAGCAGUGUGGGGCUCAUUGUGGGGAGCACUGUGGGGCCCGUGGUGGGGAGCAGCGGGGGGCCCGUGGUGGGGAGCACUGUGGGGAGCACUGUGGGGAGCACUGUGGGGCUCGUGGUGGGGAGCAGCGUGGGGUUCGUGGUGGGGAGCACUGUGGGGCUCGUGGUGGGGAGCAGCGUGGGGUUCGUGGUGGGGAGCACUGUGGGGCUCGUGGUGGGGAGCAGCGUGGGGCUCAUUGUGGGGAGCAGCGUGGGGCUCGUGGUGGGGAGCAGCGUGGGGCUCGUGGUGGGGAGCAGCGUGGGGUUCGUGGUGGGGAGCACUGUGGGGCUCGUGGUGGGGAGCACUGUGGGGCUCGUGGUGGGGAGCAGCGUGGGGCCUGUGGUGCAGAGCACUAUGGGGCUCAUGGUGGGGAGCACUAUGGGAUUCAUGGUGUGGAGCACUGUGGGGCUCAUUGUGGGGAGCAGCGUGGGGCCCAUGGUGCUGCACCCACCUCCCCCUGGUGCCCAGAGCCCCGGGCUGUGA
This is a messenger RNA of Melospiza georgiana, 585 nucleotides long. RefSeq lists its product as uncharacterized. NCBI's taxonomy places the organism in Eukaryota, Metazoa, Chordata, Aves, Passeriformes, Passerellidae. The coding region runs from base 1 to 585 and encodes 194 amino acids. The record is from RefSeq and is a predicted model, not a curated record. The transcript has a single exon.